This is a messenger RNA of Lycium barbarum (goji berry), 1212 nucleotides long. RefSeq lists its product as uncharacterized. The record is from RefSeq and is a predicted model, not a curated record. The transcript has 3 exons. Lineage: Eukaryota; Viridiplantae; Streptophyta; Magnoliopsida; Solanales; Solanaceae. Bases 1 to 1212 code for a protein of 403 amino acids.
AUGGCAGUAGCAGUGUUGAUUGAAGGUGAAACUAGUGUUCCUUUGCUAAAGCAACAUAAUAAUAAUGAUGUACAUGGUGUGAAGGCUAAGGUGGUAUCGGAACACAACAAGGUUUCAACUCAAAACAAAUUUGAUGCUCUUAGUGAAAUUGGUGAAAAUGGUAAUGAUGAAGGUAAACGACAGGAAGAAGUGGAGAGUGCAGAACAAUUAGGUGCUGCUAAUAAAAAAGUUAUGCCUACUGCUAAGAUAGUUAGAGUUCAGCAAUGUGAGGAGAUCCCAAUUGUUACCACUCAGACUAGUAACAAAGAGGAGAAUAAGCAAGAGGUCAAGUCUGAUUUGAUAAAGGACACAGAACAAGUGCCUGUUGAAGUGGAGCAGGAUGGAUGCAGAGAUGUCAAUUUGAAGGAUGAUUGUUCUGAUUCUGUGGAAGAUAGCUCUAAUCAUGAAAGGGCUGAUAUGAUGAAAGGUGGUGACAUUUUAGACACUACCAUAAGAGAUGCUGAAAAUGAUGCUCUUCUUCUUCUCAAACAGCCUGAUAUUUCUGAAAAUUGUGCCUUAGAGCAUGAAGAUGCAGUGGUGAUUUAUGAAAACAUUACUCCUCUGAGUGUCACAGUUCCAAAGAAGGUUUCUCCCAACAAGAUGUUGCAUGAUUUGGUGUCUCAUAACAUAAAUAUGGUUGGGAAGAAUAUAGAUUCAGGCCAGAAAGUGAAUAACAAGGAAGAAGGUAGAGUAGCUUGUUCUGUGAUAAAGGAGAAUAUAUCCAAUAAUAGUAAGUCUACUGCAAAAUCUUCUACAAAGGGUGCAAAGAAAGGUAGCAAACAAGCCAACAUGGAAAAUCAACCAGUCAUCAGGGUGAUGCCAAAGAGAGCUACCGCUAAAUCGAAUAACAUUGGGGUGGAAGUGGUACUUGACACCGAUCAAGAAGUGACUUUGAAACUAUUCUUUCAUGAGUUUAAUCAGCCUAUUGUUACUUCUGUUGUAUAUGCUAAGUGUGAUGCUUCAGAUAGAUUGGAAUUGUGGGACAGUAUUUACAACCUUGCCAAUACGGUCACUAUACCUUGGAUAGUUGGUGGGGAUUUCAAUGUUGUUUUGAAUCAAGAAGAAAAGAUUGGUGGUUUGCCUGUUGACAUGAAUAAUGCAGAAGACUUUUCCUUUUGUAUUAACUCUUAUGAAUUAGAGGAGGUGAAUUUCAAGGGUAGUCCUUUUACUUAG